Messenger RNA from Endocarpon pusillum Z07020, 1839 nucleotides. RefSeq lists its product as uncharacterized. The record is from RefSeq and is a predicted model, not a curated record. The transcript is spliced from 3 exons. NCBI's taxonomy places the organism in Eukaryota, Fungi, Ascomycota, Eurotiomycetes, Verrucariales, Verrucariaceae. Gene Ontology annotation, biological process: regulation of DNA-templated transcription. Bases 1 to 1839 code for a protein of 612 amino acids.
AUGGCUGAAAUAGGAAUCGUCGCCUCUGUCUUUGGCGUUGCCGGCGUCGGAUUCCGUCUGUCCCUCCUUCUAAAUGCUGUUGGCUGCGAGAUUGCGUCGGCGGGCAUGGAGAUACACAGCAUAUCGAAAAGCGUCACUCUCUUCUCCUUGAUGCUCAAGCAAGUCGGACAGGCCUUACAAGCAUCAGACUCCGUACACUCCUCGGAAGCCCUGGAAACUGCACAAGAGAUUUCAAUUGAAUGUGAAAAGGUAUUCGAUGAGAUACGGGAAAUGCUAGAUAAGGUCACCAGCCGGAAAAGUGAUGGAUCUUUAUCACCAUCAAUACAACAGAGAUUCAAGUGGUGCUUCAAGAAGGCCCGCGUGCAGUAUUUGUUGGCGCAGUUGGAGUCUCUGAAAAUGAGUCUUCUACUGAUGCUGCAGAUUCUGCAGCUGGGCAAGCUGAUGGCCGCAACACCCCAAAGUGAGCAGAAAGAAGAAGUUGCUGUUAAAAAUGAUAUAAUUGCCCAAGAGCGAGCGGAAACGCAGAACUUGGUCAUCGUUCGUUACUGGCAGAUCAAUCGCUUAGAUCGUCUCUAUACCGCAGCAGAACAUGAGGAAGCCGAAGACCGCAAGAAGCAGAUUGAAGGGAGAAACAAUGGCAAUGCCGAAAAUUCGCAGCUCGCUAUAGAGGCCCCGCCAGAAUAUAGCAUAUCCACAGCAUUGAUCAAGCUCCCUAUUGUCUCACUGGGCGAGCUUGACGCCACCUUGAACCAGAUUCGGGAAUCUCCGAGGGAGAUGUUGAGGGUCUCCGAGAGCGUCAUCGACCCUCUUCUCGGGAGAUGGACCAGGUGGCAGGAGGCUCGUGACCGACAAGGCGUUCGACUUGGUUCCCGUUAUAUGCCGUCUGUCCAUAAUCUCUACGAAUCCGAUGAAGAAAAAGCAAGACAAUACAACGAUUUUCAUGACAGAGAAGACAGCUCCGGAGGGUACUAUCUGGAGGGCACCACCACCGAUUGGCGGAAGCCUCACUCGGCCGCUGCGAAGCAAGAAGCGGCCAAACUCAGGAAGAAGUAUGCUGGGCUGCAACCGUCCAUUAGUGUGGAAAGCAGUGAUGCCGAGGACAAUCAAGGACCUCGAAGGCCAAAGAAGCCUCCUCCAAGCCGACAUGUGAUUGAUUCAAGCACGGAAACCUCAGACUCGGAACGCGAUCAACCCCGUCAAAGACGAAGUAGUUAUGCAGACAGCAGCAACGACAAGAGAUCCCGCUAUCUUGCUCAAAGACCAAAUCCACCCCCUAUGUACGGAAAUGGUGGCGAUGCCAGAGCAAAUGCUGGUGGUAGAAAUAAUAGUUCCCCCAACGGCACGCCGCAGUCGCCACCUAGAUCCUCCAUAUCCGCACCUCGAUCGCCGGGAGCCCAUCGACCGAUGACCACUCCAGUGCAGACUCAAUACUCUCAUGCUUACACUUCCCCCCUACCACCAGUUCACACCUCUAACGCACCAAAUCCAUACGCGCCGCAUAGCCCAUACUCGCCCAAUCCGAAUUCAUCCCUUCACCCUCCUGCGUACCAAGGUCACUACAACAACCCUCAACAAUAUCCUCCCAGGUACAUGCCACCUCAGGGAUAUCGGGUGCCAGUGGCCCCUCAGCAGAGACCCUUCUCUCGGGAGGAAAAACGACCCCGAUCGCCUUCUCGGCACUCUGGACAUAGUGUCCACAGCCAGCGGUCGAUCGAAGAGCUAAAGAAGGCGGAGCGCAAUCGGAAGCACAAAAACCUGGGGCGUAGUGCCACAAAAGGCGUGCUUGGUGCUUUUGCCCUGGAUGGAUUCUUAGAAGCGCUGGAAGGAUUGGAGCUCUGA